GACGAUAUAUCAUCUCUCAUCAUCCUUAUCCCAAGUGCCAACAUGAACCAAAUCACACUCAACGUCUCCGUGUUCACCCUGUACCUCUGAUGGCGGAUAUCUCCAAAUUCGCUUAAUCGUCCAUUCCAGCACACUGCACCAUGUGACAAGGUCGCAUGCGCUAACGCUCAGACCCUGCUAUCUAUCUAUCUAUCCUCACCUCGGUACCACCAAACCCUCGUGUGCUUCAUAUGAGCCCUUUACUCAUAGAGGAGCCGUCACAUUCCACGAGCAGCCAUUCACUCGCUGUCGACUCUUUAUUCUGGCGCAAUCCCCACCAUCGGCAGUCGUGGAACUGUUGCCAUACAUUUCCCUUCCUCGUGGACCGUCAAUGAGACCACUCUCCCACCCGCUCGACUCGAUUCGCACCUAUCCCUUCCUUCCGUCAACUAGCCGCCAUGGGCGCCCCCGAUCAAGAGAACGUGGCACAGAUGGGAUCAGCUCCAGGUGAGCGCCAGUCCCGCGAGUCUGUCGACUCGCAAUCUUCCAAUCUCGACGUCAACACUCACCUCAUUCCUCCAGCGCUGUCUCUGGUAUCAACCUCCUCCUCCACCCCAUACAAAGUAUACAAGCGCCGAUUCUUCGGCCUUGCCCAAUUGGUCCUGCUUAAUAUUGUUGUGUCGUGGGACUGGAUAGCAUUCGCUCCCGUGUCGACGAGCUCCGCCGAGUAUUUCCAAACAUCUGAAUCCAAUAUCAACUGGAUCUCCACCGCCUUCCUUUUCGCCUUUGUCGUUGCCACCCCAUUCACCUUCUUUGUCUUACACCGGUUCGGAUGUAAAACCGCAAUCAUGGCUGCUGCCUCCCUCCUCCUGGUCGGCAACUGGAUCAAGUAUGGAGCGACAAAAGCCUCAAAUUUUCCCGGCGUCAUGGUCGGCCAAUUGCUUAUCGGAUUUGCCCAGCCGUUUGUCCUGUCAUCUCCUACCAGCUAUAGCAACCUCUGGUUCAGUCCCCGAGGUCGAACCACCGCCACCGCGGUCGCAUCCCUAGCCAAUCCCUUUGGCGCUGCCUUGGGCCAGCUAAUUUCUCCUCUCUGGGUCUCAACCCCAUCCGACAUCCCCAACAUGAUCCUGUAUGUUGCCAUCAUAUCUUCUGUUGCCUGUGUACCGAGUUUCUUCAUUCCUUCGCACCCACCCACCCCACCGUCAGCAGGUUCCAAAUCUCUCUCAGACGGACUCGACCGCAACACGAUUAAACACGACGUGACCACCCUCAUGCACAGUCCCGAGUUCUACCUCGUCUUCAUCCCAUAUUCCAUCUUUGUCGGCUUCUUCAACGCCAUCUCCAGCCUUCUCAACCAGAUCCUCGAACCUCAUGGCUUUAGCGAAGACGAUGCCGGCAUCGCAGGCGCCAUUCUCAUCGUUGUCGGACUGGUCUGCGCCGCCAUCUCCUCUCCAGUCAUCGACCGAUAUAAAUUCUAUCUCAAAUACAUCAAAUUCACCGUACCCAUGAUUGGGCUUGCCUACCUUAUCUUCAUCUGGGCGCCGCAGACCGGUUCUUUGGCAUAUGUAUAUGUCGUCUGCGCGAUCCUGGGCGCCGCAAGCUUUGGCUUGGUUCCCGUGGUACUAGAAUUCCUAGUCGAGAUCCACUAUCCACUAGGUCCAGAGUUGGGAAGCAGUCUCUGCUGGUGUGGAGGACAAUUACUCGGUGGUAUUUUCAUCAUCAUUAUGGACGCUUUGAAAGCAGGUCGAGAUGCAUCACCUCCAUUGAACAUGAAACGCGCCCUCAUCUUCCAGGCAACCUUGGCCAUGGUCGCCGUGCCCUUUGCUUUGGUAUUGGGCUUAUUCGGUCGAGAAGAACGGGUCAGACCGCGGAGAUGGGAAGCUGAUCAAGGCACGAGUUCCUCAGAGGAACAGGAGAUCCGUGUGAGCGACAGUUUUGAAGAGCCCGUGCGAGCCCAGGAUGACCGUACGAGGUCAUGACCAUGACCAUGACCAUGAAGAAUCGACAAUGGACGACAUAUAAUCGAGAAGUUGCUAAAGGACCAUGGUCAUUGAAGAAGUUGUGAGACUUUCAAGCCUUUGGCUCAACCUUUUACGGCGUUUUUUUUUUUGUUUUUGGGCAAGACAAGGGAAGGAGUUAAUGAAACAACCUUGUCAGGGUAUCGGUUGUUGUGUAACUGAGCGAUAUACCAUGACGUUUUGCAAUCCAGUGUUGAGCAGCGCAGCGAUCCAAGCGACCAUCCAGUUAUUUGGUUUCAUAGUUGAAUGAAUCAAUGCC
Messenger RNA from Exophiala mesophila, 2256 nucleotides. RefSeq lists its product as uncharacterized. The record is from RefSeq and is a predicted model, not a curated record. Gene Ontology annotation, molecular function: transmembrane transporter activity. Gene Ontology annotation, cellular component: membrane. The coding region runs from base 438 to 1958 and encodes 506 amino acids. Gene Ontology annotation, biological process: transmembrane transport. The transcript has a single exon. Lineage: Eukaryota; Fungi; Ascomycota; Eurotiomycetes; Chaetothyriales; Herpotrichiellaceae.